Molecule: messenger RNA, 2031 nt
Organism: Exophiala bonariae
Lineage: Eukaryota; Fungi; Ascomycota; Eurotiomycetes; Chaetothyriales; Herpotrichiellaceae
Exons: 9
Coding region: 1-2031 (676 amino acids)
Biological process (GO): proteolysis
Cellular component (GO): fungal-type vacuole
Molecular function (GO): serine-type carboxypeptidase activity
Source: RefSeq, a predicted model, not a curated record
AUGCUGCAGCAGCGCAUUCUUAAUCUGCUAGCCGUGCUAGGCGUUGACGUUACCUCGCGGCUCAAUACUUGGGAUCAUCUGUCCGUCGAUACUACUCAGCCUCUUCACGACUGGAAAACUGGUGCGGGUUUCGGAAAUGCCAGUGUGCGGUAUCGAGAAGUGCCGUCUCAUAUCUGCGAGCUCGAGCCAGGUGUGAAGAGCUAUUCCGGCUACGUCGACAUCUCCGAGCACGAACACAUAUUCUUUUGGUUCUUCGAGGCACGAAAUGCAGAGCCUGAGAACUCACCGCUGACGGCCUGGAUCAGUGGUGGCCCAGGAGACUCAGCUAUGGCCGAGCUGUUCACAGAGCAUGGGCCCUGCCGUGUAGAUCCCGAUGAGAAAACUAUACACUACAAUCCGUUCUCGUGGAACAACUACAGCAAUAUGCUAUACAUCGACCAGCCGGUACAGGUUGGGUUCUCGUAUUCUGAACUCGUGUCUGCAUAUAUGGAUGGCGAGUCAGAGGAGAUCGUCGAGCUCGAGGACGGCGCUCCUUGCCCUGAAUACGCCGAGAUAUGUGGCAACUUCUCCAAGCCUGAUCCUUCUGCCACAUCGAACAGCACGGCCGCAGCAGCUCCAAACUUCUGGAUCACCUUGCAGGCUUUCAUGGCGACAUUUCCUCAAUACUCAAGCCACGGGUUCCAUUUUGGUAGUGAGAGCUAUGGAGGUCAUUACGUUCCGGUCUUCAGCCAGUAUAUACUAGACCAGAACGACAAGAACAUUGCCCAUGCCAGACGUAUUGACUUGGCUUCAAUACUGGUGGGCAACGGAUGGUUUUCGCCACGACUACAUCUUGCUUCAGACUACGAUUUUGCAUUCAAUUCUGGGAAUCCUUACGACUUGGAGAACUUGGAUGAUUCCGUCAGAACAAAAGUCCAUGACAACUACUAUGGCAAAGGGAAUUGCCUAGAUCAACUAAAGGCCUGUGAGGCAACUGGCUCAGAUGCAGUGUGCCAGGCAGCCGACCAAUUCUGCCUUGAGAAUGUUCAAGACCCUUUCAUCGUUGCCUUAGAACGAGACAUAAAUGACGUGCGAGAGAUGGUCCCCUCCCCAUUCCCUGGAGACUUCUACGCGGAAUAUCUUCAGCGGCCUGAGGUUCGACAGGCCAUCGGAGCUUAUCAAACAUACAUCGAGUUGAAUCCCACCGUGGGGAUCGCGUUCGAUUCAACUGGAGAUGACGCACGAGACCUCGACAUCAUACAUAUCCUCGGAAACCUUCUUGACAAAGGUGUGCGCGUAACACUAUACGCAGGAGACGCCGAUUACGAGUGCAACUGGCUCGGCGUCGAGGCCGUCGCCGAUGCAGUGGGAGCUCGAGGAUUCGACGAGGCGGGAUACACGAACAUCACGACGCCUGACCAAGUCACGCACGGCCAAGUGAAGCAAAGCAGCGGCUUCAGCUUCGUGAGAGUAUUCGAGGCAGGCCACGCCACCGGCGCCUUCCAGCCAUUCCUGCUGCAGACCAUCUUCGCCAGAACCGUGGCUGGCACGGAUCUCGCAACGGGAAAUCGGCAGGCCAAUGCUUACUACCAGAGCCAAGGGCCACAGAGAAGCACCUAUCGAGAAGGCAACGCCACCGUGCAAGACCAUGUCUGGCCUGGAACCUCGACUUAUAAUCUCACGUCCAAUACACCCACGUUGGACAACUUUCAACCAUCGAAUUUCCAAGUCCUGAAGAAUGCCGAGUACUCGUAUGAAGAUCACUACUACCACUACGUUCUCUUGUUUUUUUGGGUCUUUUUAGCCAGCGACAUGGCUUUCAACUUGUCCUUUUUGGGCAAUUAUACUGUCGUUGGGGGUGGCGCCCCAGGAAAUGCCAGUAUUUUUGUUGUCGUGCCCCCCAGUACCCACCGUAAAGUGGUCAGGGACUGGAUGGUCAUCGUUUGCGCGGUGGUGACCACCGUGGUCACCACUGGAGGCGCCAUCCGGCGCACCUGGAACCGGUGGUACGGCGGGAAAGGAGCGGAGGUAGACAAACCUCCAGCUGCAUAG